AAAACCGUUCUACUUCCGUUUCUUUCAGUAGUUCACAAAACACAGUUUUAUAGUAUUUUAUAAAACCCUUUUUGAGUUACUUAGAAUUUGAAAAAGAAGAAGAAAAAUGGAAGAAGAAGAAUAUGAUUACAAAACCAAAUUAGUAUUAGAUAUAUGCUCUAUUUCAAACUGUUCAAUUCGUUGUGUUCAUACACUUUUCUCAAAUGCACCUUUCGUUGAUUGGUAUUGCAUUCUUGGUGUUGAAGAAAAUGAUGGGCUAAAUACCAUUCGUAAGAAAUAUCAUAAACUAGCCUUGCAACUUCAUCCAGAUAAGAAUAAACAUCCCAAAGCUGAAAUUGCAUUCAAGCUUGUCUCUCAGGCGUAUACAUGUCUAUCUGAUGCAGCAAAAAGAAAAUCUUUCAACAUAGAAAGACACAGAAGCUUCUGCAUUGAGUGCAACAGAAUCCCAUAUAAACCCAACACUCUCCCUACCAAUUCCAAUGCUUCAAGUUUCAAGGCAAGGAACAUUACCAGCAAAUCAAUAUCUAGUAAAGUUAGAAGAAAUAUUUUGGACAUGAGAGAAAGAUUGAAGGAAGAAGCUAAGGUGAUAGAGAAUUGUCUGAGGACAAAGUCAGUGUCAAAGAAAGAAAGUCCUGUUUUUAAUCCAUCAAACUACAUAUACCAAAGUAAUCCUCAUCCUAGGGGCAAUCUUUACAAAAAUCCCAACACAUUUUGGUGCUUAAAGACAGAAAAUGCAGUGCACCGCGAUAAGGGAGAUGCAAAAGCCUCACCGAUUUUCGAGGUCAAGUAGUAUUGACAGAAAAAAACUUGCUUGCGUUUCAUCAGUUUUGCUUUAUUUCUGUUUACAGUGUUGUCAAACAGCAUCACUAUAGCGUAGCAGGAUUUGAACAAAUCAACAUUUUUCUGCGAUGCGCUAUAGUACUGUAUCAGAAUUUUAAAAACCUGUUAUUUUUACAGAAUUAGGUUGUCUCCUAGAUGCUUCAGCAAUGUUUUCAUCACACCAUCCCCAUUUCUUGAAGGCAUCAACUUUAUCA
Lathyrus oleraceus (garden pea) is the source of this 1034-nucleotide messenger RNA. RefSeq names its product dnaJ-related protein rsp1. Bases 107 to 790 code for a protein of 227 amino acids. Lineage: Eukaryota; Viridiplantae; Streptophyta; Magnoliopsida; Fabales; Fabaceae. The record is from RefSeq and is a predicted model, not a curated record. The transcript has 4 exons.